This is a messenger RNA of Pseudoliparis swirei, 4527 nucleotides long. RefSeq names its product transmembrane and coiled-coil domain family 1b (gene tmcc1b). Bases 1543 to 3486 code for a protein of 647 amino acids. The record is from RefSeq and is a predicted model, not a curated record. The transcript is spliced from 8 exons. NCBI's taxonomy places the organism in Eukaryota, Metazoa, Chordata, Actinopteri, Perciformes, Liparidae. Gene Ontology annotation, cellular component: endomembrane system.
CGCUUUAUUAAGGUUUAACUUCGGAGACAACACCCAGGCCGGAUACAACACAACGGUCACACCACAAUAUGUCAGAUUGAAUUGAACUACUUUUAGCAGAACAAUUUAUACUUCGUCCUCAGUUAAACUCCGGCUUAUAUUACCAAUACAAAGAGGGAAGCACUGUGAGAGAUGUAGCUCGGACUUAAAUACUCCACCGUGAAAUACAAGAUUGCACGGUGUGAUUAAGACACGCUGGUGGGAGGACGUGACAGAUGGCCACCCAAUACCUCCAAUCUAAAUGAACCCGGUGUGUUUUGAGCUGUUCACACCUGUGAGGGCGGUUUCAUGGUGGUGUUGUCAGCUGGACAGGAUUAUUCUAUACAUUUCUAUAUAUAAAAUGAAGUUAGAUAAUUCCACGUUUGGAGAAGAGCUUAUAAUGGCAUGAAGGGACGACUCAUAAAUGACGACUCAACCUCUUUAUCAAUAAUGUGGAAAGUGGUAUUUUAUUGCAAGAUUGAAUUUUAGAUACAAGAGUGUGAUGGCCCACCAGAGGGAUUGUCUAGCCAGUAAUGCCAUCUGUAGUUAUGGGAUGAUUAUAUUUAUAACCAACCUUCUGCAUGCAGGACUGUUUACAUAAAAAAGUUAUUUGAACAGGUAAACCAGUUAUCUAUUGGGUUGUCCUGGGACGUGUGUGUAUCACGUGAUGAUCACCAUCUGAUAUUCAAACCGGUGAUUUUGGGGUUGUCCGGUGAAGUACAUGAGCAGAUGAGAGGGGCAGGCUGCUGUAAUCACAAGCUGUAGCUCAUGCUCUGUUCCGGAGACAGCAACAUACAUCAUUUGUAAAACAUGGUCCGGCAUUUACCUUAUCCAUCUUGUUAAACGUCCAUUUGAAGAACAACAUAUGUACUCAAACUGCAUACAUAAUUAAAAACGUUCGACAUGGUAACCUCUGAUAGUUGUUGUGCUAAAUGUUCAGUAAAUCUAUAACUACAACAUAACAUAACGCCGUGACCCCGCCCCGCACAGCGCCGGUGUGCGUCGUAAAGUAAAACGAACACUUCCCGGUGCACCACGUUAGCUGGUACUGCUAGCUACCAGAGGGGCAGACAAGCCAUCGAACCGGGGUCAACGAUUCUCCAGGACGUUAUCUACCACGGCGCAUGUGAUUUUUCUAAAUGUCCAUGGAAACAGCUGACUAAAGUUUGACAGCUAUCCCACCACUUUUCCAUUUGUAAGAAUUACUCUGAGGAAGCAGUGCUGGAAAUUAGUUUGGAUUAAGCCAUUCCCCGUGUUAAUAGAUCCACAAGUAAUCUGCUGAUGACCACAUCUGACGCCAAUCCCGAGUUGUGAGUCAGUAGAGGUGAAGCUGGGCUGAUGACAAGCAUGACAUUCAGCCAAGCCACAGAUGCAUGUCCACUCAAAAGGCCCAACUGAGCGCCGUCCCCUCUGCUUCCCGGCUCUCGACAAGUCGCUCAGGAGGUGGGGGGGGGGGUGUCGACGGGACAUAGCUAGUCCCCUGCACCCCCAAGUAGAACCUCACUGUGAGACUGGAGGUCUCUGAUGGAUCAGGGUAGUAAUGAGCAGAGUCCAGAGGAGCCGGACACGGGAGGCCGAGCGGAACUGGAGGUCGGCAGGAGGGCGUCGGAGUCAGAGCAUGGCUUGUCCAAAAUCACCCAUAAUGCCCUGGAGAACAUGGGAGCGUUGGGCCAUGGCCUGAAGCAGUUCUUCCAGCCACAGCGCCGACGCUCCUCCGUUUGCCCACAUGACUCUGUCUCUGCCUGCACAGGCGCCCCUCCCUCCGAACCCACUGAUGUAGGGUCCGAAGUAGGGGACGCUCCUGCCUCCUUGGCCCUCCCUUUGGAUUCUGACAGCCCUGCCACUUCCGCCCCCCCCGCAGCUCUGAGUCGUGUUCUGCAGCAGAUCCGAGGUGCUCCACCAAUGAAGCGAGGCACCAGCCUGCAGAGCCGCCGCAGCAAGGUGGCGGGUAGUGGGGGGGAGCCUCCCCAGAAAGGUAGCCCCCAGAUCCACCGGCGCAGCACCCAUGAAGCCCUGCUGCAGGCGGGACGGCCACGCUCCUCCUCGACCACAGACACACCCAGCAGCCCAGCGCUAGCUGACGUUCUGCUGACCUCUGGUUACCACUCAACUGAGGAGCCGGACAAGCUGGAUCGUUAUGAUGGAUCGGGCCCUGCUGUGUCACCCAAUGCUCUCUCCUUCGGUGCAGAUGGGUAUGAUGUGGUUGACAGUACCCCGGACCCCCAGCGAACAAAGCAGGCCAUUGCUCAACUGCAACAGAAGAUCCUCAAACUCACAGAACAAAUCAAAAUCGAACAAACUGCGCGUGAUGACAACGUGGCUGAAUACCUGAAACUUGCCAAUAAUGCAGACAAACAGCAGAGUGCUCGCAUCAAACAGGUGUUUGAGAAGAAGAACCAAAAGUCAGCUCAGACCAUCCAGCAGCUGCAGAGGAAACUCGAGCACUACCACCGGAAACUUCGGGAGGUGGAACACAACGGCAUUCCUCGCCAGCCCAAAGAUGUUUUCCGAGACAUGCACCAGGGGCUGAAAGAUGUUGGAGCCAAGGUGACGGGGGGCCUCUCCAGUUUCUCUCAAGCCACUCAUUCUGCCGCUGGAGCUGUGGUGUCGAAGCCCAGAGAAAUCGCCUCCCUCAUCCGCAACAAGUUUGGCAGUGCGGAUAACAUUGCAUCUUUGAAAGAUUCCUUGGACGAAACCCAGGGAGAUGAGGGUGUUGGCCCUGGAGGGACCGGACAGUUGCAGUCCAGCCCAAAGUAUGGCAGUGAAGAUGACUGUUCUAGCGCUACUUCCGGCUCUGCAGGUGUCAACAGCACGACGGGAGCUCCCGGAGGCCCCCCCAGCUCCAAGGGCAACACCCUGGAUCACGGCCAGGCCUCAGGCUUUGAUGCUGUACUGCAUGAGAUCCAAGAGCUCCGGGAAAACCAAGGUCGACUGGAGGAGUCCUUUGAAAACCUAAAGUCCCACUAUCAGCGGGACUACACGAUGAUCACCGAGGCCUUGCAAGAGGAACGAUUCAGGUGUGAACGUCUGGAGGAACAACUCAAUGACUUGACCGAGCUGCACCAAAAUGAAAUUCUGAACUUGAAACAGGAACUUGCCAGCAUGGAGGAGAAGAUUGCUUACCAGUCUUACGAAAGAGCGAGAGACAUUCAGGAGGCGCUGGAGGCAUGUCAGACGCGCAUCUCCAAGAUGGAGCUGCAGCAGCAGCAGCAGCAGGUGGUGCAGCUGGAGGGUCUGGAGAACGCCACAGCACGGACUCUACUAGGGAAACUAAUCAAUGUGCUGCUGGCUGUCAUGGCCGUCCUUUUGGUGUUUGUGUCCACAGUGGCUAACUGUGUUGUCCCCUUGAUGAAAACACGCAGCCGCACGUUUUCUACGCUGCUCCUUGUAAUCCUCCUCGCCUUCCUCUGGAGGCACUGGGAUGCCAUUUCAGAGUAUCUGCAUCACUUUCUUCUGCACCCCAGAUGACCAGCUUGGAGAGGCUUAUUUAAAUACUGACGGGACGGAGGAUUUGGGGCUGAUGUGUAAAGGGAGGACACUGACCCACACAUGGAGUUGAAACUCGAUACUCCUUCCUUUUCUGCUUCUUCAGCAGCUUCUCGAAACACUCAGGAGGGUUACAUCAUCGGUUUGUCACUAUCUCUUUCUGAAAGGUGUUGAGAAGAAUCCUCCGGAGAAUAAGGAGAGAAAAGGUUGGAUGUUUGGUAUCAACCCGCUGUCUUUGGUGCAAUUGGCACAAGCACAUACUGUUAGGGUGAAGGAGGGGCUGAGAGAGCUGCACACUUGAUUUCUCUCUUCUGAGUGAAUUUGUUUACAUGUGGAAAACGUUGCAUUGUUUUCCCACAGAAGAAAUUGUAAUUCAGAGUUUUAUUACUUUUGAGCUAAUUCAAGUGGUAUUGUUUUUAAGUCACUGCUAUUGUUAAUACAGCUAACAUAUUGCUUCGUAUUUACUUUGAACUGUAUGAGCUGACAGUGUUCUGCUGAUUUAGUUGCCCAUAUUCUCUUUUUGUACGUUCUCUCUCUUCUAGCCACUCUGGUUUUUCAGUCUGCUCUUUUGUUCCCCUUUACUCCGUCUUUUACAUUUCAGCCUCUGUGACCUCCUCUUCUUUUCCCUACACUCUAAAGAAUUGGGUGCUUGCACAUCAGCUAAAUUGCUCUGGAACCAGACUUGUCACUGGAUCAAAUAAUAGUGGGUUCCUGACUCGUUUCUUACGGAUGUGUGAAGUCACUAACACUGGUUCUGUCACAACCAGGAUAUUGCUAUCAAGAACUUAAAUCUUUGGAGUUGCGACCCAGCCCUCUGGGCCGACCGGCUCCUGCUGUCCUGGUGGCGUUUCAACGGCAGAAGAAUAAUCAAUGAACUGAAUUAACAUACUUGAAGAGCGAUGAAAGUGCUCAAAGACUCAGUGCUUCCGUACUGUUUCUCUUUGUGACAAUGAAAGAGUAAUACUUUUUAUUUUAUUUUUUAUUUUUUAAAGACAAAUAAAUUUGCUGUUUUAAAAUGUGAAA